Messenger RNA from Rhizophagus irregularis DAOM 181602=DAOM 197198, 1161 nucleotides. RefSeq lists its product as uncharacterized. Lineage: Eukaryota; Fungi; Glomeromycota; Glomeromycetes; Glomerales; Glomeraceae. The record is from RefSeq and is a predicted model, not a curated record. Gene Ontology annotation, molecular function: protein kinase activity. Gene Ontology annotation, biological process: protein phosphorylation.
CAUAAAUUCUAUACGAACUCAACACGUCGGUGGCAACAUACGAUAUUUUAUUUUAAUAUCCUAUGGGCGGCGUGUCACAGCGGAAAUAAAGAUAUUGAUGAAUUUAUACAAAAAUCACAAUGUGGUUUAGGUAAAAUUUAUUCGGCUGACUGGUCUAAAGGAUACAUUUACUAUUGGGAUACUGAAUAUCAAAAAUGGAGUAGAUAUAGUGUCAAAGUUGCAUUAAAAAGUUUAGAUGAUUCAUCUGACAUAAAUUCAGAAUUUUUAAAUGAGAUUAAAUCUUAUAUUUCAGAUCAUUUUACAUUUAUUGUUAAAUGUUUUGGAAUAACUCAAGAUCCAAAUACUAAAGAUUAUAUGAUGGUUUUAGAAUAUUGUAUUUUAAGACGUAUUACAAGAGGACUUUUAAAUAUACAUAAUGCUGGAUUAAUUCAUAAAGAUUUUCAUUCAGGUAAUAUAUUAUUUAAUAAUUCAGUUUAUCCGAUGAUUAGUGAUUUGGGAAUGUGUCAACCAACAAAUAAUAAAAAGCAAGAAGGAGUUUAUGGAGUAUUACCUUAUAUGGCACCAGAAGUUUUAUGCGGAUAUCAGUAUACAAAAGCAGCAGAUAUUUACUCAUUCGGAAUAAUAAUGAAUGAAUAUAUGUCAGAAAAUAUUCCUUAUGUUGAUAUUCCUCAUGAUCAUAUUUUGGCUGUCAAAAUAUGUAAAGGAUUCAGGCCAGAAAUUCCUAAAGUUAUACCAAAAUUAAUUACAGAUUUAAUUAUCAAAUGUUGGGACUCUAAAGCAGAAAAUAGACCAACUGCUAAAGAAUUAUAUCAAAGUCUGGGAAAAUUGCAUGAUGGAACACCUAAUGAUCAUAUAUUUAAUAAUACAGAAAAUUCAUAUAAUGAAACUAAUAAUAAAGAAGAUAAUUAUUAUUUUCAAGUAAAAAAAUGUGAUAUAAUUAGAGAGAAGAAAUUAAGAAGCAAUUUUAAGAAAAAUAAGGAAAAUAUUGCUAAAAAUGUUCAAACACAUCCACAAGCAAUUUAUACUAGUAGACUUUUAAAUUUCGAAAAUCUUCCAAAACCUGUAAAUUCAACAUUUCAAGUUUCACAAUGUUUGGAUUGCGAAUUAGAUGAAUUAGAUCUCAAUCAAGAUGACGAUCAGAUUCAAGAAGACGAUAAUUAA